Molecule: messenger RNA, 475 nt
Organism: Vicia villosa (hairy vetch)
Lineage: Eukaryota; Viridiplantae; Streptophyta; Magnoliopsida; Fabales; Fabaceae
Exons: 2
Coding region: 13-390 (125 amino acids)
Molecular function (GO): zinc ion binding
Source: RefSeq, a predicted model, not a curated record
AUCUUCGUCUUCAUGGAAGAAAGCUCAAACACAAGCAUCCUCUCUAAUGGAAGAACAAGACCCAAAUGUGGACACGAUCUCCCAAUGAAAAUGUUUAUUUCCAAAUCCAAAGCAAAUCCAGGGAGAAAAUACUGGAAGUGCAAGCACUGGGGGAAAGAGGAGGAUUGCGAGCUGUUUCUAUGGGAUGAUGAGUAUUUUGGAGUGGACGUUUCAAAGGAAGAUCGUUUGGUCUGUACGUGCGAGACUGUGGCUCACCAGAUUAAGAUGCUCACGAAGGAGAUCGAAGAAUUGAAGAUUACUAUUGACAACACUAGAAAAGUAGUGAAAUUUGUGAUAUCAAUAGUUGCUUGUUACUGUGUGUUUUAUGGUAUAGGCUUAGGUAGAAUGUAAGAAUUUAUGUUAUAGGCUUAGGAAGAAUGUAAGAAACAUGAUUUCAUGAAUGUCGUGUAACUCAAAUUUCUAAUGUGAAUCAAUG